CAGUAAUAUCUCAAACACUUGUGCCAAGUUUUCUUCUUUCCUUUACAUGGUUUAACAGAUCUUUCUUCUUGUUUAGUUGUUUUUAUCAAAUAAAAUAUAGAUUGUAGCUGAGAUAUUUUCACCUGUAAGGGUCAGUUUAAGCAGUGGGAAAGCGCGCUGCCUAAUUAAUAUUGGCUAAAAGAAGACAAAGAACCAUUUGACAACUUGUCGGGAGAAAUGAACAUGGAGGAAGCCAAAGAAAAGAAAGAGAUUGAGAGGGAAGAUCAUCAGUUAGAAGGAGUAGCUGGUGACCAUGAAUUAUCAGAGGGGUCGAAGAGAAUCCAGCCUUGGACGCAGCAGAUAACAGUGAGGGGAAUAGUGGUGAGCAUUAUUAUUGGAACCAUGUACAGCGUGAUAGCCAUGAAGCUGAACCUCACAACAGGGAUAGUUCCUAAUCUUAAUGUCUCUGCUGCCCUUCUGGCUUUCGUCUUCGUCCGGACAUGGAUAAAACUCCUCCAUAGAGCUGGGAUUGUAUCAAGGCCCUUCACUCGGCAAGAGAACACCAUGAUUCAAACUUGUGCAGUUGCAUGCUAUAGCAUUGCUGUUGGAGGUGGAUUUGCUUCUUAUCUUUUGGGAUUAAACAAGAAGACAUAUGAGUUGUCGGGAGUCAACAAUGAGGGGAACUCCUUAAGGAGUGUCAAGGAACCUGGAUUUGGUUGGAUGACUGGCUACCUCUAUCUAGUAUGCUUUGUUGGUCUAUUUGCCUUGGUUCCUUUGAGGAAGAUAAUGAUAGUAGACCUCCAAUUAGCAUAUCCAAGUGGCAUGGCAACUGCAGUUCUCAUCAAUGGCUUCCACAGUCAGGGGGAUAAGAUGGCCAAGAAGCAAGUUCGGGGGUUCAUGAAAUAUUUUUCAGUCAGUUUCUUGUGGGGUUUCUUCAAGUGGUUUUUCAGUGGGAGAGAAGAAUGUGGUGGAUUCGCAAAGUUCCCCACGUUUGGAUUGCGAGCCUGGAAGCAAACAUUCUACUUCGACUUUGGCUUGACAUUUGUUGGGGCUGGGAUGAUUUGCUCCCACCUUGUGAACUUAUCUUUGCUUCUUGGAGCUGUGCUCUCGUAUGGAAUGAUGUGGCCGCUGAUAGAACGGCUUAAAGGAGAUUGGUUUCUUGAGAGCUUGCAAGAGAGUGACAUGAAGAGCCUAUAUGGUUACAAGGUUUUCAUCUCCGUUGCUUUGAUCCUAGGUGAUGGGAUUUACAAUUUCAUCAAGAUAUUGGCAUGCACUGUCAUUAACAUCCAUGGCAGACUGAAGAACAAGGGCCACGACAAGGCUGAGGAUGGCCAAGAGAAACCCAUGGAAGCUUUGAAACAGAAUGAAAUUUUCCUGAGAGAAAACAUUCCCAUGUGGUUUGCAGCCGUUGGAUACGUCCUCUUCGCCAUCUUGUCCAUAAUCGUGAUCCCAUUAAUGUUCCCUCAACUGAAAUGGUACUAUGUCGUGGUAGCCUAUUUUCUUGCUCCAUCUCUAGCAUUCUGCAAUGCUUAUGGAGCAGGUCUCACGGAUAUAAACAUGGCCUAUAAUUAUGGCAAAGUAGCCCUCUUCGUCCUGGCUGCGUUGAGCGGAAAAGAAGACGGUCUGGUGGCAGGUCUAGUUGGUUGUGGUCUCAUCAAAUCUGUUGUUUCUGUGGCUUGCAUUCUGAUGCAGGAUUUCAAAACAGCCCAUCUGACUUUCACUUCCCCUAGAGCAAUGUUCUUGAACCAAGCCAUUGGCACGGCGCUAGGCUGCCUAACAGCUCCUCUGAGCUUCUUCCUUUUCUACAAGGCAUUUGAUGUGGGAAACCCUAAUGGAGAGUUCAAAGCUCCUUAUGCAUUGAUCUACAGAAACAUGGCAAUUCUAGGUGUUGAAGGCUUCUCUGCUCUCCCUCAACACUGCCUGCAACUUUGUUAUGGCUUCUUCGCCUUUGCGGUGGGAGCCAACGUGGUGAGAGAUCUGUCGCCGCAGAAGGUCGGAAAAUUUAUUCCCCUUCCUAUGGUCAUGGCUAUACCUUUUUUAGUUGGGGCAUACUUUGCAAUUGAUAUGUGCCUUGGGACUUUGAUUGUGUUUGUGUGGCACAAGAUCAACUCCAAGAAGGCUGAGUUGAUGAUUCCUGCAGUUGCUUCUGGAUUAAUUUGUGGGGAGGGGCUUUGGACACUUCCUGCUGCGGUUCUAGCUUUGGCCAAAAUAAAUCCUCCCAUCUGCAUGAAAUUUGUGCCUUCCUAGAAAAAGCUCUAAAAGGAUUUGUAGGGAGAAAGGUAAUAAUAUACGGCUAGGGUUAUCCCUGAUUUAGAUUACUAGUGCCAGGUGCAAAUAACAUCAUAUACCUGUGAUAUGUGCAGUCUCGAACAGUUCUCAAACAACAAUAAAAAUGCAUCUUAUGGCGUUCCGUUGUC
Molecule: messenger RNA, 2396 nt
Organism: Alnus glutinosa
Lineage: Eukaryota; Viridiplantae; Streptophyta; Magnoliopsida; Fagales; Betulaceae
Product: metal-nicotianamine transporter YSL1
Exons: 8
Coding region: 217-2226 (669 amino acids)
Biological process (GO): seed development; response to iron ion
Cellular component (GO): plasma membrane
Molecular function (GO): iron-nicotianamine transmembrane transporter activity; oligopeptide transmembrane transporter activity
Source: RefSeq, a predicted model, not a curated record